Molecule: messenger RNA, 1412 nt
Organism: Cynocephalus volans (Philippine flying lemur)
Lineage: Eukaryota; Metazoa; Chordata; Mammalia; Dermoptera; Cynocephalidae
Product: solute carrier family 38 member 6-like
Exons: 1
Coding region: 16-1293 (425 amino acids)
Biological process (GO): L-glutamine transport; amino acid transmembrane transport
Cellular component (GO): plasma membrane
Molecular function (GO): L-glutamine transmembrane transporter activity
Source: RefSeq, a predicted model, not a curated record
CAGCCAAAGAGCAGCAUGGAGGCGUCCUGGGGGAGCAUCAACGCUGAGCGGGGCUGGUACCUCUCCGCCCAACAGCCCGAAGAGGCGGAGACGGAAGAGUUGAGCCCGUUGCUAAGCAACGAAAUUCACAGACAGAGAUCUCCAGGUGUUUCAUUUGGUUUCUCAGUGUUCAAUGUGAUGAAUGCCAUCAUGGGAAGUGGCAUCCUUGGCUUGGCUUAUGUUAUGGCUAAUACUGGCAUCCUUGGAUUUAGUUUCUUGCUGCUGAUAGUUGCUCUUCUGGCUUCUUACUCAGUCCAUCUCCUGCUUAGUAUGUGUAUUCAUACAGCUAUGUCGUCUUAUCUUUUAAUUAUUAAAACAGAGCUCCCUGCCACUAUUUCAGAAUUUUUGACUGGAGAUUACAGUGGGUCUUGGUAUCUUGAUGGACAGACGCUACUAAUAAUCAUUUGUGUUGGCAUUGUGUUCCCUCUUGCACUUCUUCCAAAAAUUGGCUUUCUUGGCUACACAAGUAGUUUAUCAUUUUUCUUUAUGGUGUUCUUUGCUCUUGUGAUAAUAAUUAAAAAAUGGUCCAUCCCUUGUCCUCUGACAUUAAAUUACAUACAGAAAUACUUCCAGAUUUCAAAUGCUACAGAUGAUUGUAAACCAAAGGUCUUUCAUUUCUCCAAAGAGAGUGCUUAUGCUAUACCAACCAUGGCUUUUUCAUUUCUCUGCCAUACGUCAAUAUUGCCCAUAUACUGUGAACUUCAAAGCCCUUCAAAGAAAAGAAUGCAAAAUGUCACCAAUACAGCAAUUGCUUUAAGUUUUCUCAUUUAUUUUAUAUCUGCACUCUUUGGGUACCUCACUUUUUAUGACAAAGUGGAGACAGAAUUACUCAAAGGUUAUAGUAAAUACUUGCCACAUGAUGUUGUUGUUAUGACUGUGAAGUUAUGCAUACUAUUUGCUGUGCUUUUGACAGUCCCUCUAAUCCACUUCCCUGCCAGAAAAGCUUUAAUGAUGAUGUUUUUCUCCAAUUUUCCAUUCUCCUGGAUUCACCAUUCUUUGAUCACCCUAACACUCAAUGUUAUCAUUGUUUUACUUGCAAUAUAUGUUCCUGAUAUUAGAAAUGUAUUUGGUGUAGUUGGUGCCAGUACAUCAACGUGUUUGAUUUUUGUAUUCCCAGGACUAUUUUAUCUUAAACUUAGCACAGAGGAUUUACUCUCAUGCAGAAAGCUUGGGGCUUUUGUGUUGCUCAUCUUUGGAAUUUUUGUUGGGAAUUUUAGUUUAGCAGUCAUCAUUUUUGACUGGAUUAAUAAAUGAAAUAUUUUCCUACUUCUUAUGAAGAAUAAUUUACCUCUGUAUGAAAGAAGGAAUAAUUCUGGGAGGCACCUUGGAUGAAAAUAACAUUUUUGUAAAAAUCAUUAUCAGGAAAGCAGAAU